UGAAGGUUAUCCUUGUGGCCUGAUUGGAUGUGUUUCCCAAAGAACCUGCAACAUAUGGGAAUUCCACACUUACACCAUGCCGACCAGUUGUUUGAUGCACCAUGUUCAGAGCAAACCAUGUGGCAAAUGUCGCUUUAGGAUGCUUUAGGAAAACGGGAAAACAGUCUCAGACAGUGGAGAAUAGCUUCAGGGAAUUCCAUGCCAAAGUUGACGCAUCCCGACUUGGUCUGGGCGCCUUGACCAGCUGCCCAGUUGCCAGUGCCGCAGUUGGACUUUGAUGCCAAGGUCACUGAGUGCGCAGCCGGGCUUGGUUGGAUUUGCGAUUGCUCCAAGAGAUUCUGAGAGAGCAUCGGCAUGUGUCAAGAGACCUUGGAAAACGGCUUUAUAUGGAUCUAAAAUGAUCUAAAGGUCUAAAGGGUUCCAGGGUACUGUUUGAUCAAACCAAAGAACGCUUGCGGAUGUUCUUUGCCGUACAUUGCAGGACAUGUUGUGGAACGUCGGUCCGUGAAGCCGUUCAUCGUUUCAUCAUGGCGCUGUACACAUGCAUGGAAGCUGCCAUGAAGGUGCUGUCACAAAAAGGUGGAAGUGAGGGACAGAAGGUGGUGGCAAUUGUCCAGGAGAUGAUGGAAGGCAGGAGAGUCCCGAGAUGUGUUGAGACAACGAAUGUUCACCCCGUCAUCAUACUGGAGGGAUUGGAUGGAACAGGAAAAACCACCGUCAUUGAAGGACUUCAGAGGGAAUUGGGAGAUGUCAACUGCCUUAGCAGCCCGCCGGAGUGUUUGCGCAGCUUCCGGCAACAUUUCGAUGGCCAAGUGUCGCACAUUCGAAGGGCUUUCUAUUUGCUUGGAAACUAUGCAUGCGCCUUAAGUCUCAGGAAGCAUUCAGAAAAACCCGUCGUGAUUGACCGCUUUUGGCCAUCAUCUAUCGCAUAUGCAUUGGCACUUGACCACCAGGUUGUGCCAAAUGACAUGCCAGAGGAGUUGAAAGGGGCACUGCAAAUGCCUUUGGACUUGCAGGACUUGAUGCCAGGCCCUGUGGUUUGGCUUCUCCUCCACCUUCCUGAAGCGCAACGUGUCAGACGCGUGCGCCAUCGAGCCGCCGAUGGCAGUGGGAUGACUCCAGAAGAGGUGAAGUUGGAGGACCAAAAGCUUCCUACCAACUUGAUGGACAUCUAUCGUGUCCUGAAGAUUGGAGAUGAUAGAUUGGUGGAAAUUGAUGCCUCCGGCAGCACGGAAGAAGUGCUGAGACGGGUGCAAGAGGUUGUGAUCUCCAAGUGUGAGCAAUGGAGACAGCUCACUCCUGUGUCAGUGCCCAUAUCUGUGAACUGGCACUUCACACGGCAAUGCAACUACCAUUGUGAAUUCUGCUUUCACACCGCAAAGACCAGCUUUUGUUUACCUAGCACAAAAGAUGGCCUUGAGGAGUCUAAGCGAUGCCUCGCGCGCCUGCGUGACGCGGGAAUGCAAAAGAUCAACUUCAGUGGUGGGGAACCCUUCCUUCAUGCAAAAGCCUUGGGGACGUUGGUGCGCUUUUGCAAGGAAGAGUUACGCCUAGAAUCAGUGAGCAUUGUGUCAAAUGGAAGCCACAUCACAGCGAAAUGGAUGGAGGAGUUUGGAUACUUUCUCGACAUUUUGGCCAUCUCCUGUGACUCCUUCCAUGAGGCGACCAACGUGCUCAUUGGCCGUGGUAGAGGUGAGCAUGUGAAGCAGUUGGAGAGCAUCCGCCAGUGGUGCGAUGACUUUGAGGUGCUCUUCAAGAUCAACAGCGUGAUCACCAAACACAAUGUGAAUGAGGAUAUGUCUGCUCACAUCGAGCGUUUGAAGCCCAUCCGGUGGAAGGUGUUUCAAUGCCUUCCAAUCAAAGGCGAGAAUGUCGGUGACGUGGAGCGCAACGUCGAGCCACUGCUCAUCCCACCGGAAGCAUUCCAAGGCUUCAUCGACCGGCACAGGCGUUGUUCCAGUGUGAAGCAAGUCCUUGUGGCGGAGAACAAUGUGACAAUGAAAGAUUCCUACCUGAUUUUGGAUGAGUAUUUGCGAUUUCUAAACUGCACCAGUGGGGCCAAGGUCCCUGGUCCUUCCAUCCGAGACGUCGCAGUGGUAAGUGCUUUGCGGACCGCGGGCUUUGAUGAGAACAUGUUUCAACAACGACUCGGUGAAUAUGAAUGGAGCAAAGACAAGGUGCUGCAAAAAGAAAGGAGAACCAAGCAAGCAAAAAGGACAGGCUUGAUGGUUCUGAGCCUUGCUCUUUGUGGUGCUGCACUGGCUCUUGUUGCAAAGCAUCGAAGGUGCUUUUCUUGAAAUUCGGCAGUAGAGUCAGCAUUUGGUUCAGAACGUGCAGAGGCACAAACCAAUUAUUCAAUCACACGCUUUAGAGUGUUCUUCGUGUUCUG
This is a messenger RNA of Durusdinium trenchii, 2389 nucleotides long. NCBI's taxonomy places the organism in Eukaryota, Dinophyceae, Suessiales, Symbiodiniaceae. The record is from the annotation of a GenBank genome assembly.